Messenger RNA from Stegodyphus dumicola, 2792 nucleotides. RefSeq names its product chloride channel protein C-like. Gene Ontology annotation, cellular component: intracellular membrane-bounded organelle; membrane. Gene Ontology annotation, molecular function: chloride transmembrane transporter activity. The record is from RefSeq and is a predicted model, not a curated record. Lineage: Eukaryota; Metazoa; Arthropoda; Arachnida; Araneae; Eresidae. Gene Ontology annotation, biological process: transmembrane transport; chloride transport.
GCAAUACUCUAGUUUUAAAUAUUUUGAAAGUACGCGAUGGUGAAGUUAUGUGCAAGUGUUUGCUGCGCUUUUAGCAAGAAAUGAUAUUUUAUUUCCUAUACAUUUAAUAUUCAUUAUGGCUGCUGACACUGAUGAAACAAGGGAGAUGGAUGUGAAUUUUGAUGCUAAAGUUAUUGAUGCUGGUAGCCAACGAAUUUUGCAGUUUGUUGAAAACAUUCCUGGUGAUUCAGGUUCACCUGCUGUGGAAAAUGAUAGUACAAAGCAUGAUUUUUUUGCAAAGGGAAGAGAUUUAGAAAGUGCUUUCAUAAAUCAUAAAUACACAGAAGCUGAGAAAAAAGUCUUAGGCCAUUAUGAAAGUUUGGAUUAUUUGCCUCCUCACAGUAAGGCAUAUAGGGAUUGGAUAGCUAAGCAGCCAUCAAGGUUAGAUUGGGAUUACUGGGUGAUGAUGGGUCUUAUUGGAUUUCUUGUUGGUACUCUUGGAUUUUUACUCCAUCAGUUCAUUGAUAUAUUUGCAGAAAUAAAAUGGGAAAGAGCUAGAAAAUUUAUAGAGAAUGAAAACAUUUUCUUUGCAUGGCUAUGGGUUUUAGCAAUCAGCACAUUGUUUGUUCUUAUAAGCUCUUCAUCAGUUGUUAUUUUACGUCCAAGUGCUGGUGGAUCUGGUUUGCCUGAAAUCAUUGCUUACUUGAAUGGUACAAUUGUGCGGCAUAUAUUUAAUGUGAAAACACUGGGAGUUAAGUUUUUAUCAUGUGUAUUUGCAGUAGCAAGUGGAAUGCCUGUUGGUCCUGAAGGUCCAAUGGUUCAUCUUGGAUCAUUAAUUGGUGCAGGUUGUAGUCAACUGAAGUCGUCUACUUUAGGAAUUAAAUUGCCAUUUUUCAAACGAUUUCGUAAUUCUGAAGAUAGGCGAAACUUCAUAUCUGCUGGAGCUGCUGCUGGUGUUGCGUCUGCAUUUGGAUCGCCUGUUGGUGGUCUUCUGUUCUCUAUGGAGGAAGUGUCUUCGUUUUGGAAUAUGAAGCUGUCAUGGCAGACGUUUUUCUGUUGUAUGGUUUCUACUUUUACAACAGAUCUUCUAAAUUCUGCAUUUACUGCAUUUUAUUAUCAAGGAAAUUUUGGAUUAUUUAAAACAGAGAAGUACAUAUUAUUUGAGGUUGUGAAACGAAUUGAUUUGAAUAUUUUAGCUGUUAUCCCAGCAGUUUUAGUUGGAGCCUUAGGUGGCAUGCUAGGUGCAGUAUUUACUUUUCUAAACCUAAAAAUUGCCCGUGCAAGGAGAAAAGUGUUAUCUUCCAUAAAAUCUACAUAUCUCCAGAAAACAGCCCAAAUAUCUGAACCUCUGUUAAUAAUGGUCGUCAUGGGAACAGUCUCUGUUUUCUUGCCAGCUUUGUUUCCUUGCACAACAUUCUUUUGUUCACUGGCUAGUAAAAAAUCAGAAUGCAAUACCAGUAAUCAAAUCCUUGUAGAGCAUAAUGUGGAGCAUUAUAGCUGUCCUCACAGAGAGAACAUAACGGCAGUUCGGUCAGGAUAUAAUAUUAGCUAUAAUGAAGCUGCAACUUUAUUGUUUCUAACUGGAGAAAAAGCUAUUCAUCAUCUUUUCUCCCGGGAAACACAUCUGGAGUUUAAUUUCAUAUCUUUGUUUGUCAUUUUGCCUAUAUAUUUUGUUCUAGCAUGUUGGGCUGCUGGCACUGCAAUUUCCAGUGGUGUUGUUAUUCCAAAAAUGUUUAUUGGUGGUCUGGUGGGGCGUAUUGUUGGUAGAGUUAUGGUAGAAGCGUUUGGUAUUCAUUCUGAUCAAUACUGGGCAUGGAUGGACCCUGGUGCUUUUGCUUUAAUAGGUGCAGCUGCUUUCUUUGGAGGAGUAUCACGACUCACCAUGUCACUUACAGUUAUAAUGGUUGAAUUAACAAAUGAUGUCCAGUUUCUUCUGUUGAUUAUGAUUGCUAUCAUGGUCUCAAAGUGGGUUGGUGACUAUGUAACACAUCCUUUUUACCAUGCUCAACUAGAAUUAAAGUGCAUUCCAUUUUUGGAUUCAGAGCCAGUAAUUUUGUAUGAUGGAAAAAGAAAUUUAAAUCUUGAACUGUUUGAAGUGUGCCAUAUAAUGUCAAGUCCAGUAAUUACUUUGGAAACUGUCAUUGCUGUUGAUGCCCUAGCAAAACUGCUGUUGGAGUCAAAACAUUGUGGUUUUCCUGUUGUAAAAUUAAGUCAUGGUGUUGAAACAUUUUGUGGUUUAAUUACUAGGACUGAGCUAAGUGUUUUGCUGUGUCAUGAAGAUAUAUUUAAUUCCGAUGGAACAGUGCCAGUAUUAGGUGUGGAUUAUGAUCAGUUUUGUGAUGAUGAUGUUGAAAAACUUGGUAGAUCUCCUAGUUUUUUAAACUUGCUUACAAAACUGGCUUCAGAAGAAUAUUCUCAAAAAUACAUAAAUUUGGUCCCAUAUGCAAAUAGAUCAGCAGUUUGUGUGAAUAAGUCAUUUUCACUUCAUCGUGCCUACAUUAUAUUUCGUUCUUUGGGAUUACGACAUUUGGUUGUUAUUGAUGAAAGAAAUCAAGUUGUUGGAAUUAUCACUAGGAAAGAUUUAAUGGGAUACAGUAUGGAGGAAAAAUUACUUGCACAUGUGAAUCAAAGUUAUGAGCAUGAAAUUGAAGAAAUGCAACCAGUGGCACAAUAAUGCAAGGAUUUGUUACAUAAUUUAAAAAUUAAGAUGUUGACAAUUUCUGUUCAAGAAUGUGAAAAUAUGUACAUAUAUUUCUUAAAAUUUUGACUGUGUAUUGAUAUUUUUCUGUGUUAUUAAAUUUUUUAAAUAAUAA